AUGCCUCGUCAGUCGUUAAAAAACAUGAGCCAAAACGAUUCGAAACUCAAGUCCGUUACGGGCGAUGAAAUAGUGCUUAAACCUGAAUCAGUGAUUGCAUUAGAACAAUUGGCACAACAUGUUCCUUCGUACCCUCCACCAGGCCAAACCAAAAGGUUCCCUCGUUCGCGGCAGGCCGCGGUACUGGUUGCUCUUUUUGUUGGAAGACUAGGCGACAUCUAUAUCCUGCUGAGUCGGCAAGUCUUAAGUUUGUCUAUAUGCGGUCUACUAAGUCGUAGCUUCAGUCGAUCACUGGGUCUCAGAACUUAUGGAGGCGACACAUCCUUGCCCGGUGGGAGGAUGGAACCAAAUGACAGAUCAAUCGAGGAUACGGCGAGGAGAGAGGCGUUCGAGGAAGUUGGCCUGCCGAUAGACAAGCGCCGGAUCAAGUUUCUGUGCACGUUGGAACCAUUCUUAUCCGGAAAUAGCUUGAUCGUAACACCUGUAGUCGUCCUUAUUAAGGAUCAGUCAUUAAAACCCAAAUUAAAUGCCCCUGAACCCCCUGCGUCUCUUUUUCCACUUGGAUCACACCCUCCUUCGGACGGUGCCAUAAGGUCACUCCCUCCGCCUCCCGCUAGACAGGAAUCUAUAUCAGAUCCAACGCCAACUUCUGAAAAGCACACGUCGUCACAAAAGAAACUAUUCCAGUCAAAGCGUCCGAAAUUCGCCACGGCUUCUUACCAUGCACGAGGUCCGGCAGCCUAUCCACCACCAGAGCAACCCGCAGUCGCCCCGUAUCAUUCGUACGUUGAUGUGGCCUGGGGUCCAGCCAAAGAGCCUGUGCGUUUCCAUCGUUUCCUAACGGGCCGCGAAGAACAAGGCGUCAAGCCGAUCUUCGGCUUAACAGCGUCUAUCCUUUUACAAACAGCCAUUGUCGCGUAUAGCCCCCAGGUCCCAGAUUUUGAGCUUAAAGCACCAAAUCAAAGGUCAACUGAACAGAGAUUUGCGACUGCAAUGCGAACAGUACCCGUCUUGAGGGAGGCAGCCCGGGCAGAAGAUCUAAAAGAAUGGGGACCUUGGGAUGAGAAAUUGGUACCAAAAAGCAAAUUAUGA
Messenger RNA from Rhizoctonia solani, 1092 nucleotides. RefSeq names its product NUDIX family hydrolase. Gene Ontology annotation, biological process: coenzyme A catabolic process. NCBI's taxonomy places the organism in Eukaryota, Fungi, Basidiomycota, Agaricomycetes, Cantharellales, Ceratobasidiaceae. The record is from RefSeq and is a predicted model, not a curated record. The transcript is spliced from 8 exons. Bases 1 to 1092 code for a protein of 363 amino acids. Gene Ontology annotation, molecular function: acetyl-CoA hydrolase activity; coenzyme A diphosphatase activity.